ACCCGUGACAACAUCUUGGUCAUUUGCAGACCCCUUGAGGCAAACGUCAUCAUCAGAAUCGCCCGAUAAAACGACCUGCCAGACGGUUCUGAGUCAAGUUCAGCUGCGGAGAUUCAAACAUCACCUUCGUGUGUCAAACCAGCCUUACAGCUAUCCGCUACUUGCAAUACUGUCGCUCUCGCUGGAGUUCUGUUUACUGGAGAUCCCCCUGGAACUCCCUUGCUCUUCCCCACAUUCUUUCCGUUCCCCUGCCAUUAGGUUCUCUGCGUCUACGCAGUCAUUGGCCUGUCUCAGGCGGUUCGAGCGCUAUUAUUAGGAAGUUCGCUGGAGUCACCACCCCACACGACCUCGUUGCUGCUUCCCUUCCAUCGUCUCCUGUCGCCGUACUAGUCCUUCACAACGUGCUGCGCAGGCUAUCACAACUUCAAUGGAUAGUGUACGGCAGCACAUAGCCUCUCGGGGCUAUGGCGUCAAUGCCACUUACAUCUACGAAUAUUCAAGAGGCUUGAGCGGAGUGGACGUGCCUCGAGAUCAUCUGUUUACCCAGAUCAUCUACGCGUCUUUGACAAUUCUGGCGUUCGUCGUGUUCUGCGGACGAAUUGCACAGAUUAGCCAUGCCUAUCUUCGCCAUAUCACCUCUCUGACGGCAAGCAAACGAGAACAGACUUUCUGGAGUGUUGAGGUAUCACCUGCCUGGACAAAUUUUAAGAAGCAUAUGUUGUAUGCACCCCUGGGAAGGAAGAGACACAACCGGGAACUUCAGCUUUCGUCGGCCAUCGGCGUAGGCACAGUGCCUUCCAGAUUCCAAACCAUCUUCGUUGGUUUAUACCUCGCUAGCCAGAUUGCCUAUUGUGUUAUUCUCGACUACAGGGUGAACGUUAAGGCGGCCCUUGUCGCCGAGCUCCGUGGUCGUUCCGGGACGCUGGCCGUUCUCAACAUGGUCCCUCUCUUCCUCCUGGCUGCCCGCAACAACCCACUCAUUCCCCUGUUGCACAUUAGCUUCGAUACCUAUAAUCUGCUUCACCGUUGGCUUGGCCGGAUUGUUGUUAUUGAGAGCGUUGUGCACACGGCCGCGUGGGCGGUCAAUGCAUGUGACGAAGUCAGCUUCGCUGACAUGCUUGCACGCCUCCGCGACACUCCGUUCUUCACCUGGGGAUUAGUCGGGACUGUCGCAAUGGUGGUUCUCGGACUCCAUUCCCCGUCUCCAAUUCGGCACGCCUUUUACGAGACCUUCUUGCAUAUCCACCAACUCUGUGCUCUGUUUGCAUACAUUGGUGUCAUCAUGCACCUGGAUCUUGACAAUCUACCCCAGAAGCCUUGGCUCAUUGCCGUUGGCUUGAUGUGGCUGUUGGAGCGGCUGGCUCGCCUCGGCCGGAUAGCAUACCUGAACAUCUCUCCCAGCAAAGGUUCUACAACUCUGACCGUCGAAGCCCUCCCCGGCGAAGCCUGCAGAGUGACUUUUCAACUUCCCAAGCGCGUUCACGUUGGUGCAGGUAGCCAUGUGUAUGCCUACAUUCCCAGCGUUGCUCUCUGGAUGUCGCAUCCUUUCUCUGUCGCUUGGGUUGAGCCCAGCGAGUCUGUGACGGCCCCAGCCGUCACCGGAACAGCCUCCGACCUCGAGAAGCAGCCUAUCUCUGAUCUGGACAAGUACAUGAAGGCCCAUCAGCAACCGACGUCGGUGUCUCUCAUCAUGGGUGCUCGCCAAGGCAUGACCCGUAAACUGUACAACAGAGCCCUCGCAGCACCCAGUCAAACGCUCCACCUGUCGGGCUUCAUCGAGGGGCCGUAUGCCUCCCACGCUGUCAACCUGGCCAGCUACGGCACUGCGGUCCUCUUCUCGGCCGGCGCCGGCAUCACCCAUCACAUGCUCUCCGUGCGUGAUCUCAUCAUCCGCUCCACCGAAGGCCGUGCUGCGACUCAGAAGAUCUACCUUGUCUGGUCCGUUCGCAGCACAGAGCACCUCGCCUGGGUGCGAGAAUGGAUGGAUCAGAUCCUUCGGUUGCCGGGCCGCCGGGAGAUCCUGACGAUCAAGCUCUUCGUCUCGAAGCCCAAAUCCUCUCGGGAGAUCGUCUCGCCCAGUGCCACCGUGCAGAUGUUCCCUGGACGGUGCAAAGCCGACGUCGUCCUCGACGAAGUCAUUCCUGAGCGCGUUGGCGCCACCGUUGUCUCCGUCUGUGGUCCAGGUGCUUUCGCCGAUGAAGUCCGUGCAGCUGCCCGAUCUCGUAUCGGAAAGGGUGCUGUGGUCGAUUUUGUCGAGGAAGCCUUCACGUGGUAGACAAGCACCUUUUCCCAACCCGUCCCCCCCCCCAAAAUUGUAUCAACUUCCUUUCUUGUUGUCAAUGCUAUUGUGAUU
This is a messenger RNA of Aspergillus brunneoviolaceus CBS 621.78, 2353 nucleotides long. RefSeq names its product ferric reductase family protein. Gene Ontology annotation, molecular function: ferric-chelate reductase activity. Gene Ontology annotation, biological process: copper ion import; iron ion transport; intracellular iron ion homeostasis. The coding region runs from base 428 to 2275 and encodes 615 amino acids. The record is from RefSeq and is a predicted model, not a curated record. Gene Ontology annotation, cellular component: plasma membrane. NCBI's taxonomy places the organism in Eukaryota, Fungi, Ascomycota, Eurotiomycetes, Eurotiales, Aspergillaceae. The transcript has a single exon.